CGUGGCUUUGCAUCACUGUUACCAGUCCGUUCUAGGGUGCUGACCGAGGGGCCACCACGUGAAUUCCUUCUUGCCUCCUCUUGGUUUUACCCUCCCCCAUCUCCGCUUUUCUCACUCUCCUGUUGUCUUUCGUAUUCUUCCCCAUCCCAUACAUCCAUAUCUCCCUUUCCUCUUCCGACGUCGGUGCAUGGAUUCGACUGCACCGGAGGGCGAUCCCGUCUCGCCGGAAGGCGAUGCCCCAUCUCCUUCCUCCGGCGCCGCAGCCGCAGCAGCGGUCCCAGGCGGAACGGCGGACGCGAGGGCCCAGGCUUCGCCAGCGCCGCUUAGCCGGUAUGAGGCGCAGAAGCGCCGGGACUGGAACACGUUCCUGCAGUACCUCCGGAACCAAAGGCCGCCGCUGGCGCUGGCUGGGUGCGGCGGCGCCCAGGUGAUCGAGUUCCUGCGGUACCUCGACCAGUUCGGGAAGACGAAGGUGCACGCUCCCGGGUGCGCUUUCUUCGGGCGGCCGACCCCGCCGGCGCCAUGCCCGUGCCCACUGAGGCAGGCCUGGGGCUCCCUGGACGCCCUCAUCGGACGCCUCCGAGCGGCCUACGAGGAGAGCGGGGGAAAGCCUGAGGCCAAUCCCUUCGCGGCUCGCGCCGUCCGCUUCUAUCUCCGCGAGAUCCGGGAGAGCCAAGCCAAGGCCCGCGGCGUCCGGUACGAGAAGAAGAAGCGAAAGCGAGCGCCAACUUCAGCCGUCCGGGACGCAGGCGACGCUUCUUCGUCUGCUGCCACUGCCGCCGGCGCCACGAGUGGUGGCUCAGGGUCGGACGCCGGGGAGGGAUCCUUUACUGCUCAGCCGGGUGGGUCAUCUAUCUCUUGAUCGAGUUGUUGUCCUCUUUCUUUGCCGUUUUUGAAUGCAGAUGUUGAUGAUGAUCAUGGUAAGUUAGGAAGAACCACAAGGGUUGAGUUGCGGUUGAAUUCGGGCGAUCUUCUUUCAUACAACUUUGUUUUGACUCUGAGCUCAGCAAUCAAUCAAAGAUUUCAUGAAAGAAAAACA
Messenger RNA from Musa acuminata subsp. malaccensis (wild Malaysian banana), 1039 nucleotides. RefSeq names its product protein G1-like7. The record is from RefSeq and is a predicted model, not a curated record. NCBI's taxonomy places the organism in Eukaryota, Viridiplantae, Streptophyta, Magnoliopsida, Zingiberales, Musaceae. Gene Ontology annotation, biological process: mRNA transcription; response to light stimulus. Gene Ontology annotation, cellular component: nucleus.